GAAGGAGAGGAUGACUUUUUGGAGAUUUCAAAAAAAAAAAAACACACAUUACGCCGAGUAUGCCGAGAUCCGAGAAAUCCAUUUGGAUGUCCAGCCACCGGCGGGGGGACACAGUCACCGUGAAUAUGUUUCACCGGCGGAAAGCGAAUCGAAUGAUUUCGUCAGGCUCGUCGGCGAUUCUUCUAUUUUUCAUUUCUAGCAUUGUAUUUUGUGCUCCCUCUCUGGCGGAAGGAUCAGGAGGAGAAGAAGAUCCUCGCCGAAUCAUGCUGAGCUUCAAGGAGACGCCUGGUGGAGUAAACGCCUCCUUCGAAUGUUCUCCAUCUGGUCCUUGCGUUCCUUGUGCCUACUCCGAGAAGAAUGAUGCAAAAUAUCGCUGCAGUGAAACUGGAUAUCGAAUUCCAUUCAAAUGCGAGGAAAUUAGAGACCGUACAGUGGAAGAAAAGGGAAAGAUAAUUCACAACCGAUCUGAUUUAGAGAGUGAAAUUUCUCACACAUACCCAAUAAGGCAAAGAAGUUUGUUACAAGAUCCAUCCACUUCUGCGAGUGGAUUACAGGCUUACAUAACUUACAGAAGCUGUAUAACUACAGUUAGUGAAGAGAGUUUGUCAGUACUUGGUUUUGAGGGAAUAAUGUUGGGCUUGCUGAUGAUAAGUGGUUCAACUAUAUACUACAAAAGAAGGCGAGCCAAUGCAGCUUCUGGUGGCAUGCCUGCAAGGGUUCCUAAGAAUUCUUGGUUUUGAAUCAAAUGGCGCCAUCGAUUGAAGGUUACCCCAAAAUAUGUCUCUAAAAUCGCCCAGGUGGAGAUGAUGCUAUGCCGGUCGAGGCGUACAAUUUAUGUGGCUAAAACCAUAUACUCUGUCUGUUUAAAGGAUGACUCCUUGCCCAAUGACUUAAAGGAGGCCAAGAAGAUACUAAGGAUGGCUCUAAGUUAUGAAACCAUGGGAUCCUUUCAAAUUUGGCAGAGUUUGUUUCUGCAUUGUCCAUAUUCAGUAGAGUUCAAUAUAAUCUGAUCUUUUUUCUUCUUGUGUCUCCAUCUCAUAGAGUACACAACUUUUUCCGAUUUUCGAUAUUAGCUGGUGAAGUACAAAAUUCUUCCGAUCAUCCUUGGAUUUGACAAGUUUUUGUGUAGAGAAAUACUCCUUCCGUCCCAAUAUAAGAUUCCUCAUUUG
Messenger RNA from Cuscuta campestris, 1169 nucleotides. The record is from the annotation of a GenBank genome assembly. NCBI's taxonomy places the organism in Eukaryota, Viridiplantae, Streptophyta, Magnoliopsida, Solanales, Convolvulaceae.